CGCCGACUUAUGCUCCGCCCAUGGAGGUUCCCCGAGAAGAGACCGCCGAAGAAGCCUAUGCUAGAAGAGUCGCGUUGAGCGGCAUGCCGGUCGCUCCCUCUCCGCCUGUCACGCGUAUCGAACCACCUCCGCCGCCACCUGAGCCAGUCCAGAAACCAACGCCGAAGCUUCUAUCGGCGGAGGACGAGGAGAAGCGUGCUAAGGUCACGGAGAAGUUGGCGCAACUGAAGGUUCAAAUUGCCGCUCAGAAGGCUGCAAGGGAAGCCGCGGAUGCGGCAGCUAGAGCUGAGCAACAGAGCAGAGAACCAGAAGCAAUGGUGCCUACAAUACGGCAUGAGGAAGCACCGGUGGAAUUCCAAAAUUUCACUCAGCAAGAUCUCGACGAUGUCCAAGCAGUGCUUAAGCGGCCUGACGAGGACAUGGAAGAUGAUCUGGCCGCGAGACCAAUGCUCGGCAGUGGAGCUCCAGUCGACACUCCUUCUCCUGUGUCCACCACAAUCGUGGGAGCACCAACGUACAACCCCGAGUACUUCGCCAAAACCGGCGCCGCGGCAUCAGCAC
This is a messenger RNA of Zymoseptoria tritici IPO323, 561 nucleotides long. RefSeq lists its product as uncharacterized. The transcript has a single exon. The record is from RefSeq and is a predicted model, not a curated record. NCBI's taxonomy places the organism in Eukaryota, Fungi, Ascomycota, Dothideomycetes, Mycosphaerellales, Mycosphaerellaceae. The annotation marks the transcript as partial.